Molecule: messenger RNA, 3509 nt
Organism: Trematosphaeria pertusa
Lineage: Eukaryota; Fungi; Ascomycota; Dothideomycetes; Pleosporales; Trematosphaeriaceae
Exons: 1
Coding region: 321-3425 (1034 amino acids)
Source: RefSeq, a predicted model, not a curated record
CCAUCAUCGAGCUGGGCCCAUUUUAACUGACCCGUCUAGCUUUCUCUACUAGAAGCUGUUUAUCUUCUCGCUUGUCUGUGCACUCUCCUCGAGGGCUUCCUUCAGCCGUUGCAGAAUGGAACUGCCCCUCAACCCUCAGCCUGGUCAAAAUACCUCAUGCGAACACGGGCGGACGUGCACCGCCUCAGCCUUGUCCGACCCUCCCAUUGCUGCCUGAUAAGUAGCCAUGACUGCGCUCCCGCGUUUCAUAUCUUCUUCUCUCUCCGCGUUCAUUCUAGGGCCUUCAAGAACCAUUGAAGUGACCUGGCACUCUUUCUGCAAUGAAUCUGCCCCAGAUCAAAGGCUCCAUCAAUACGAACACGGUGGAGUCUAAUAACGCCAUCGUCCAGAACCAGUUUAACGUCUGCCUCUUCAACCUGAGGGUCGAGCCUCCAAGCGAAUACCUGGAUGUUGGUCUAUUCCUUUCUCGUCGACGAAAGGACGAUGCCGACGACGGGCAGUCACAUCUCACCGCUGCUCAGCUGGGAAUACUAUUCGGCGGACUAGUUCCCAAGGUUCCGAAUCUCAUCCGGGCGUAUGGGUUGCGAUGUAGCGAAAUAGCGAACUCGCCAACCUUUAACCCUAAAGGCACCUCUCAACACGGUUUCUUCGCGAAUGAGAUCGGCGCGGAUGGUACAGCUGUGUGGGCCGCCGCCACUUCCGGAGAUUCUGCUAUUGCUGUGCACCUCCUUGGUUGCAUGCUCUCCAGGAUGUGGGAUCCUCCCGAAGCCAUCUCCAUCUGGAUGCAGUUGAUUGCCGAGCGCAAGCAAAUCCUUGCAUCUUCUGGAAAUCCGCUCGAAUAUGCGGCAGCCAAAAGCAUAUCUUUGACUAGGGAGCAAAUAGCAAGUUGGCACACCAGCAUCCAAGCUUGGCGUCGCACCGCGGACGAGGCCAAUGCGCGUCGGCAGAAUCAGCUUCUACUCAUCAUCAACAACUUAGGCAUACCCGUAAACACCAAACUGUGCCUUAUCGACAGUGUCGUUGAUGCUUGGAGAACAUCUAUGGUGACGGUUGACAGGCUGGUUUCCGGACAGCCUCAGAGCGUGCAAACAGGUGCCCCUCUGCUGGGACUUGCCGCUUGGCACCUUUACCCUAACAUGAUCAUCUUCGGUCACGGCAGGAGCUAUAGGGCCACGGAGGUUCUCCAGGAUGAUCCCCACAUUGAGCGGGGCGGGGUGCUUACACUCGGCAUUCAAGACAUCCGGCGAAGCGGCGACGGCAUCUACUGGUCUCUCCCGCUAGCAUAUCUCCGCUACUAUGGCCAGCCGGUGCAAACUGAAGCACGUUUGUCUUCGCGCACCUCGCGAGCUUCCUUCAACGAACUUGUCUACAUCGCGCUGGGAAGCUUGAUGCGACGUUGGCUUGCGGAUGCGAACGACAUCGAUUACGCUGCCAAGUUGCUCGUCAAGCUCAGCGAAUACAUCGAUAUCUCUGGUCGUCUUCGGAGAGAUGGAGCAUGGCUGUCUCUGAUAGCUUGCGCUGCCAGCGGGUUCCUAACUUCCGAACCUGAGGCCAAGGCGGAGAGGCUGCAGCUGAUCAAAUGCGGGCGCAGAAGAUUCCCUCUCUUUGUUGACGAUCCAGCAACGGAUACAAUCUUCGGUCUCUCGUCCCCGAAGACGUUGCUUCGCUUGUUACCUGGCAAUGCCGCCAAAGUCGCGCUCCUCAGACACGUCGCGCGGGAUUUUAGUGAUCACCGUACGCUGAUGGUCAUCCAGUGCAAAUGCGGAAACCCCAGGUCUCUGUGGGAGCUUGCAUCGGUCGAGCAAUUUGGAAGCAAGUCCAAACGAGCCCUUGAAGACCCGCCGGAGGACGGAUGCAACGCCCCUCGAAGAUACAUCAGGUGGUUAAACCGUAUGCACCGGGAUCUGGACCAGAACGACGUCCAGCCAGACUCAGAUUCGCUUCGACUAGAAGCGCCAAUUCCUUGGUUCUAUGCCCCCAACGGUUAUCACUGGCAAACUCCUCCCCAGGCCUUCUAUGCGACACUCCUUGAGGAAGAAUGUGGAAACUCUGACUGGCGAUGUGCCAAAGGAGUCACCAUCCGAAGCAUUCUCGCCUUCGGAGAUCCUGAUAUUGCAGCGCUUUACUGCAUUAGUAUUCACUAUUGGACAUCAUUCUCGCCCAACAUCGCGCCCAGACUCGUUGGAGGCCCCACAUACAGAUUGCUUCCAAACAUCUUUGUCAUCCGUCACGUGCUGCGCGCUCUAGAAGAGGAACUACCUAGCAGAGAGUUCCUCUUUGAAUACCUCGACGAAGGCAGAUUCUCGGGGAAAAUCUUGACUUCUCUCAAAGCUCUGCAGACCGCCUCAGUGCUAUACGGAGAGCUGCAUAACGCGACCGUAGAGCUCAAGGCGGCCGAGCAACCUUUACAUGAACAUCAAUGGAUACCCCAGGAUAACAGUGGUCAUCGCCACUAUCCCUUUGCGGGAUUCAAACUCAAUCGGGAACAGAUGUUUGCAUGCAUUUCUAAGUUCGAGUCCGGGACCUUCAACUUCCCUCCAUCGGCAAUGAAUGGCGUACUGGCUAUUUCGAGCGGAAAUUCCAUCUACGUUGCAAGCUGCCUGCUGCAAGACCCGUGCCAUCGGCGCCCAUCAAAGACUGUGGAGCGUGUUGUCGGGAACUUGGGCAAGACUGGAAUGGCCCUGCUUGUGUGCCCUGUUGUACCUCAAGUUCGAUCUCUUUCCGACGAUGUACGGCUGGUCAAUCAUCAUCCGUUCGAUGGGAGUGAAGAGGAUUCCUUCCGCGAUACCGGCCUGCAUCUUUCUUAUACUGAAUGGCAACUCCCCAUUGAUGUCGGCGCACGAGGCAAACGAGAUGUGGAAGCUUAUUAUAUCGAAGCUGCCAUUGGAGUCUACGACCGCGGCAAGUGGGUCGCAGAUCUUAACAUUCUGGACGUAUUCAGGCAUCGGCUUUCUCAGAUCAUCCCAGUGUGCACGCAGCACCACGAACGGCCCGCACCGAUAGAGGAGACCUCCAAGUUCGUUACGAUCGACAGUUGGGAAGAACUCCUAGAUAGCCCAACAGAGAUUGGCGUAGUCCGCGCACGAGGCAAUUGGCAAGCGAGGCUUGCGGCAGCCGCGCUCUCCAUUCAGCAAGGACACGAGACGCGAGUUGUUCCGGAAAAGACUUGCUGGUCCUGCUGUCUCGCUCUUGAGAAGAUUUCACCGGACUCGAAGAAGGAGGAGGAAACCCAUGGCUACGACGGCGAUAUGUUUGGAAGCGUGCCUUUCGAUUCGGACGGGAAUGGCUCGGACAGUGACACGGACGAGAUUGUUGACAUGGCCGCCAGAAAGCGCAGCUGUAAAGGGCAUGUGCGAGAAUCUAGCGAUGCUGACCGGGUUAGGAACAGUCAGAGCCUCAACCGGAACAUAGUGUACAUUCUUUGAAGGACUCCAGGCUUGGUAUACCAGCAACGACUGAUAUAUCCGCGAGCAGAUUCUUCUAAUAAACGUACUUCUAUCGGCUUCUAG